CAUAGUAAUACUAAUGCUAGUAUUUUGAGAACUUACGAAGACAAGUCCCAGUUCAGUCCGUUACGGAAUGUCUUGUGUUCACAGUACCAAGGCUCCUACAGGAUGAGGAUCUACGAGAGAGAAGGCUUCGGAGGCCAGAUGAUGGAGUUCAUGGACGACAUUCCCAAUGUCUACGACCGCUUCCGAUACCAUGACAUCCACUCCUGCAAUGUGAUGGAGGGAUACUGGAUGUUCUAUGAGCAGCCCAACUACAGAGGCAGGCAGUACUUCAUGAGGCCCGGAGAGUACAGGAGGUUCAGCGACUGGGGAGGCAUGAACCCCAGGAUCGGCUCCUUCCGGCGCCUCAUGGACUUCUGUUAAAUAAAGAGCAAUUCUUUCUUAUUUGUGAGAACACAAUAAUAAUAAAAAAAAAAUCUC
Lepisosteus oculatus (spotted gar) is the source of this 417-nucleotide messenger RNA. The record is from RefSeq and is a predicted model, not a curated record. Lineage: Eukaryota; Metazoa; Chordata; Actinopteri; Semionotiformes; Lepisosteidae.